Trichosporon asahii var. asahii CBS 2479 is the source of this 1095-nucleotide messenger RNA. Its product is annotated as fatty acid desaturase. The record is from RefSeq and is a predicted model, not a curated record. Gene Ontology annotation, molecular function: sphingolipid delta-4 desaturase activity. The transcript has a single exon. The coding region runs from base 1 to 1095 and encodes 364 amino acids. Gene Ontology annotation, cellular component: membrane. Lineage: Eukaryota; Fungi; Basidiomycota; Tremellomycetes; Trichosporonales; Trichosporonaceae. Gene Ontology annotation, biological process: ceramide biosynthetic process.
AUGACGAGAGCGCUCGGCCGUACUCCCAUCACGCCGAGCUUCUUUGCCCUCCUUGCAGCUGACAUACAGGUGCGCAAGCUCAUGGGUCCGACCAAGUGGACGGCAGUGAUUGCGCUCUCGGUGCUGGCACUGCAGAUCUCGCUCGCGCUCUACCUGCGCCGCUUCCCGACGCUGUCGUGGCAAACCCUUCUCACUGCAUACGUCGUCGGCGGAACGGCGAACCAGAACACCUUCCUCGCGAUCCACGAGAUCACGCACAACCUCGCCUUCAAGAGCAUCAAGCUGAACAAGGCGCUGGCGAUCGUCGUCAACUGCGCGAUCGCAGUCCCCUACGCCAUGGCGUUCAAGGGGUACCACAUCGAGCACCACAAGUUCCUCGGCGAGGACGGCAUCGACACGGACCUGCCGUCGCGCCUGGAAGCCGUGAUCCUCAACAAUGUGGCGGGCAAGACGUUCUUUGCCACGUUCCAGCUGCUGUUCUACGCGCUCCGACCAGGCUUCAUCCGUUCCCAACGCCCGACAUACUGGCACUUCAUCAACCUCGUCACGGUACUGUCCUUUGACGCGCUGCUCGUCAAGUUCUUCGGCUGGCGGCCGGUAUUCUAUCUCCUUCUCUCGAGCUUCUUCGCCGGGAGCCUGCACCCGUGUGCGGCGCACUUCAUCGCAGAGCACUACCUCCUCUCCCGCCCCGACCCGGACAGCGUGCAGCACCUCGCCCUCGAGACGACGUCGUACUACGGCCCCCUCAAUGUCCUCACGUACAACGUCGGGUAUCACAACGAGCACCACGACUUCCCCUCCGUUCCGUGGACGCGUCUGCCUGCUCUGCGCGCCAUGGCGCCAGAGUUCUACGACACGCUCCCGUACCACACGUCAUGGCCGCUUGUUACUUGGAAGUUUAUCACGGACCCCAAGGUCGGCAUGUGGUCUCGUGCCAAGAGGGAGGGGCGAGGCGAGAGGAUCGAUGAGCACGUCUGGCAUGGGCUCUACGAGAAAAAGGGCGAGGAGACCGAGGACCCCUUCGUCGAGGAGGAGGAGAUGAGGAGGGAGAUGGCCGAGGCGGUCGAGAUUGGGUACGCUAGUGAUUGCGAGUAA